Molecule: messenger RNA, 5900 nt
Organism: Xyrauchen texanus (razorback sucker)
Lineage: Eukaryota; Metazoa; Chordata; Actinopteri; Cypriniformes; Catostomidae
Product: zinc finger protein 91-like
Exons: 6
Coding region: 56-5872 (1938 amino acids)
Biological process (GO): regulation of transcription by RNA polymerase II
Molecular function (GO): RNA polymerase II cis-regulatory region sequence-specific DNA binding; DNA-binding transcription factor activity, RNA polymerase II-specific
Source: RefSeq, a predicted model, not a curated record
AUCAUGAGAGCAGGUGGAUGUGAUCUGCUGUAAAUCAGUAGGAACUGAUCUGUCCAUGCUGGAUAUUGAUGAUUUCAUCACAGAAAUCUUUCAGCUGAAGAAAGAGGUGACGUCACUGAAGACAAAACUGAUGGAGAGAGACGACAGGUUACAGGAGCUGGAAAAGGUUUCCUGUCAAUCUUCAGUGUGUGUGACUGAUGGGACCUCCACAGAAUGUCAGGAUUCAGUGUGGAGCGGCAGAGAUCAGUCCACACCACAGCGACUGCUGGACAAACUCUCUGAACAGAGAUCCAGAGACACACAGGACUCACAGCUCACUUUACUCUGUUCAACUGACGGUAAUCAGGAUGAUCAAACCUCCACAGAGUCUCAGACUUCUGUCUGUAACGCUGGAGAACAGCAGAUGCUGCAGACACCAGUGAAGAUGUGUUCAGUCAAGCUGCUGGACUGCAGGAACCUGAUGAAGAGGAGAGGAGAAAUCAAAGUAGAGGAACAACAGAAUAAUGAUGAUCAAACCUCCACAGAGUCUCUUGCUUCUGUCUGUAAUGCUGGAGAACAGCAGAUGCUGCCAGUGAAGAUCGAAGUGAAGCAGGAGGAGAUUAAAGAAGAAAACACAGCAGAGGAACAACAGGGAAAUGAAGAUGAUUAUAUUUCUUCAGAGCUGAUGGAGGCGAAAGAGAAAUGUCAAGAACUGAAUAACGUGGAGGACAAACUUCAGUGUCAGAAACAUCAUGAUUUUAUAACUGGAGAAAAAUCUUUGAGUUGCUCAAAGACUAAGAAGAAUUUAUCACCAGAAAAGGAUGAAAGAAGAGCAGCCAAAAAUACUUUCACCUGCUCACAGUGUGCAAAGAUUUUCACAAAUAAAAGCCAGUUUAAUAAACACAUGAAAGUUCAUACUGGAAAGAAACCUUACAAGUGUUCUUUUUGUAGAAACCGUUUUACACACCGGUCCUAUUUGAAAAAGCACCAGAAAAUACAUACCCGUGUGGGGGCUCAUAUGUACUUUGAAUCUGGGAAGACAUUUAUUACAGCCGGCAGCAUGAAACAGCACCAAAUAAUUAAUUCUGGAGAAAAACCUUACAAGUGCUCACACUGUGGAAAGAGUUUCACUCUGUCACAUCACCUGAAAACACACAAGAGAAUUCAUACUGGAGAAAAACCUUACAAGUGCUCACACUGUGGAAAGAGUUUCAAUCUGUCACAUAACCUGAAAAAACAUGAGAGAAUUCAUACUGCAGAAAAACCUCACAAGUGCUCACACUGUGGAAAGAGUUUCAAUCUGUCACAUAACCUGAAAAAACAUGAGAGAAUUCAUACUGGAGAAAAACCUUACAAGUGCUCACACUGUGAAAAGAGUUUCACUGAGUCGCAUAGCCGGAAAACACACGAGAGAAUUCAUACUGGAGAAAAACCUUUCAAAUGCUCACACUGUGAAAAGAGUUUCACUCAGUCACAAAACCUGAAAACACAUGAGAAAAUCCAUACUGGAGAAAAACUUUACAAGUGCUCACACUGUGAAAAGAGUUUCACUCAGUCACAAAAUCUGAAAACACAUGAGAAAAUCCAUACUGGAGAAAAACUUUACAAGUGCUCACACUGUGAAAAGAGUUUCACUGAAUCACAUAACCUGAAAACACAUGAGAGAAUUCAUACUGGAGAAAAACCUUACAAGUGCUCACACUGUGAAAAGAGUUUCACUGAAUCACAUAACCUGAAAACGCAUGAGAGAAUUCAUACUGGAGAAAAACCUUACAAGUGCUCACUCUGUGAAAAGAGUUUCACUCAGUCACAUCACCUGAAAACACAUGAGAGAAUUCAUACUGGAGAAAAACCUUACAAGUGCUCAAACUGUGGAAAGAGUUUUACUCUUUCACAUAACCUGAAAAGACAUGAGAGAAUUCAUACUGGAGAAAAACCUUACAAGUGCUCACACUGUGGAAAGAGUUUCACUCAGUCAAAAGACCUGAAAACACAUGAGAGUAUCCAUACUGGAGAAAAACCUUACAAGUGCUCUUACUGUGGAAAGAGUUUCUCUUGGUCCCAACAACUGAAAAAACAUGAGAUAAUUCAUACUGGAGAAAAACCUUACAAGUGCUCACACUGUGAAAAGAGUUUCAAUCUGUCAGAAAACCUGAAAAAGCAUGAGAGAAUUCAUACUGGAGAAAAACCUUACAAGUGCUCACACUGUGAAAAGAGUUUCUCUCAUUCAGAACAAAUGAAAAAACAUGAGAGAAUUCAUACUGGAGAAAAACCUUACAAGUGCUCACACUGUGGAAAGAGUUUCUCUCAUUCACAACAACUGAAAAAACACGAGAGAAUUCAUAUUGGAGAAAAACCUUACAAGUGCUCACACUGUGAGAAGAGUUUCAAUUAUUCACAAGACUUGAAAACACAUGAUAGAAUUCAUACUGGAGAAAAACCUUACAUGUGCUCACACUGUGGAAAGAGUUUCACUUUGUCACAUCACCUGAAAACACACGAGAGAAUUCAUACUGGAGAAAAACCUUACAUGUGCUCACACUGUGGAAAGAGUUUCUCUUGGUCACAACAACUGAAAAAACAUGAGAGAAUUCAUACUGGAGAAAAACCUUACAAGUGCUCACACUGUGAAAAGAGUUUCACUUAUUCACAAGACAUGAAAACACACGAGAGAAUUCAUACUGGGAAAAAACCUUACAAGUGCUCACACUGUGAAAAGAGUUUCACUCAGUCACAUCACCUGAAAUCACAUGAGAGAAUCCAUACUGGAGAAAAACCUUACAAGUGCUCACAAUGUGAAAAGAUCUACAGUCAAAGGCAACACCUGAAAACACACGAGAGAAUUCAUUCUGGAGAGAAACCUUACAAGUGCUCACACUGUGAAAAGAGUUUCACUCAGUCACAAAACCUGAAAACACACGAGAUAAUUCAUACGGGAGAAAAACCUUACAAGUGCUUACACUGUGAAAAGGGUUUCACACAGUCACAAAACCUGAAAACACACAAGAGAAUUCAUACUGGAGAAAAACCUUACAAGUGCUCUCACUGUGAAAAGGGUUUCACUCAGUCAAAAGACCUGAAAACACACGAGAGAAUUCAUACUGGAGAAAAACCUUACAAGUGCUCACACUGUGAAAAGGGUUUCACUCAGUCAAAAGACCUGAAAACACACGAGAGAAUUCAUACUGGAGAAAAACCUUACAAGUGCUCACACUGUGAAAAGGGUUUCACUCAUUCACAAAACCUGAAAACACAUGAGAGAAUUCAUACUGGAGAAAAACCUUACAAGUGCUCACACUGUGAAAAGAGCUUCAAUCGGUUACAUUACCUGACAACACAUGAGAGAAUUCAUACUGGAGAAAAACCUUACAAGUGCUCACACUGUGGAAAGAGGUUCACUCAGUCACAAGUUCUGAAAAGACAUGAGAGAAUUCAUACUGGAGAAAAACCUUACAUGUGCUCACACUGCGAAAAGAGCUUCAAUCGGUUACAUUACCUGACAACACAUGAGAGAAUUCAUACUGGAGAAAAACCUUACAAGUGCUCACACUGUGGAAAGAGUUUCACUCAGUCACAAGUUCUGAAAAGACAUGAGAGAAUUCAUACUGGAGAAAAACUGUACAAGUGCUCACACUGUGGAAAGAGUUUCACUUGUUCACAACACCUGAAAACACAUGAGAGAAUUCAUACUGGAGAAAAACCUUACAAGUGUUCACACUGUGGAAAGAGUUUAAAUCAGUCACAAGACCUGAAAACCCAUGAGAGAAUUCAUACUGGAGAAAAACCUUACAAGUGCUCACACUGUGGAAAGAGUUUCACUUGUUCACAACACCUGAAAACACAUGAGAGAAUCCAUACUGGAGAAAAACCUUACAAGUGCUCACAGUGUGGAAAGAGUUUCACUCAGUCACAAGUCCUGAAAAGACAUGAGAGAAUUCAUACUGGAGAAAAACCUUACAAGUGCUCACACUGUGGAAAUAGUUUCUCUUGUUCACAACACCUGAAAACACAUGAGAGAUUCCAUACAGGAGAAAAACCUUACAAGUGCUCACACUGUGGAAAGAGUUUCACUCAGUCACAAGAUCUGAAAAGACAUGAGAGAAUUCAUACUGGAGAAAAACCUUACAAGUGCUCACACUGUGAAAAGAGAUUCACUCUGUCACAAGACCUGAAAAGACAUGAGAGAAUUCAUACUGGAGAAAAACCAUACAAGUGCUCACACUGUGAAAAGUGUUUCACUCAGUCACAAGACCUGAAAACGCAUGAGAUAAUUCAUACUGGAGAAAAACCUUACAAGUGCUCAUUCUGUGAAAAGAGUUUCACUUGGUUAAAUUACCUGAAAACACACGAGAGAAUUCAUACUGGAGAAAAACCUUACAAGUGCUCACACUGUGAAAAGAGUUUCAUUCAGUCAUAUAACCUGAAAACACACGAGAGAAUUCAUACCGGCGAAAAACCUUACAAGUGCUCACACUGUGAAAAGAGUUUCACUCAGUCAUAUAACCUGAAAACACACAAGAUAAUUCAUAUUGCAGAAAAACCUUACAAGUGCUCACACUGUGAAAAGAGUUUCACUUGGUUACAUUACCUUAAAACACAUGAGAGAAUUCAUACUGGAGAAAAACCUUACAAGUGCUCACACUGUGAAAAGAGUUUCACCCAUUCACAUCACCUGAAAACACACGAGAGAAAACAUACAACUUCUCUUCAUUUCACAUGCUCACAGUGUGGAAAGAUUUUCUCAAAUAAAAGCCGGUUUAAUAAACACAUGGAAGAUCAUAUUGGGGAAAAACCUUACAAGCGCUCACACUGUGGAAAGAGUUUCACUCAGUCAGAACACCUGAAAACACACAAGAGAAUCCAUACUGGAGAAAAACCUUACAAGUGCUCACACUGUGGAAAGAGUUUCACUCAAUCACAUCACUUGAAAACACACAAGAGAAUCCAUACUGGAGAAAAACCUUACAAGUGCUCACACUGUAAAAAGAGUUUUGCUUGGUUACAUUAUCUGAAAACACACAAGAGAAUUCAUACUGGAGAAAAACCUUACAAGUGCUCAUACUGUAAAAAGAGUUUCAAUCUGUCACAUCACCUGAAAACACACGAGAGAAUCCAUACUGGAGAAAAACCUUACAAGUGCUCACAAUGUGAAAAGAGUUUCACUCAGUCAAAAGAAGUGAAAAUUCAUGAGAGAAUUCAUACUGGAGAAAAACCUUACAAGUGCUCACACUGUGAAAAGAGUUUCACUCGGUCACAUCACCUGAAAACACACGAGAGAAUUCAUACAGGAGAAAAACCUUACAAGUGCUCUCACUGUGGAAAGAGUUUCACUCGGUCACAAAACCUGAAAAUACACGAGAGAAUUCAUACUGGAGAAAAACCUUACAAGUGCUCACACUGUGAAAAGAGUUUCACUCGGUUACAAGACCAGAAAUCACAUGAGAGAAUUCAUACUGGAGAAAAACCUUACAAGUGCUCACAAUGUGGCAAGAGUUUCAAUCAUUCAGAACACCUGAAAACACACGAGAGAAUCCAUACCGGAGAAAAACCUUACAAGUGCUCACAUUGUGGAAAACGUUUCACUCAGUCACAAAACCUGAAAACACACAAAAGAAUUCAUACUGGAGAAAAACCUUACAAGUGCUCACACUGUGAAAAGUGUUUCACUCGGUUACAAUACCAGAAAACACAUGAGAGAAUUCAUACUGGAGAAAAACCUUACAAGUGCUCACACUGUGAAAAGAGUUUCACUCAGUCACAAGACCUGAAAACACACAAGAGAUUUCAUACUGGAGAAAAACCUUACAAGUGCUCACACUGUGGAAAGAGUUUCACUCAGUCACAUCACCUGAAAACACAUGCAAGAAUUCAUACUAGAGAGAAGUCUUUUUAAACAGAUCUUUUAUGUGACUUAGACUUCA